This is a messenger RNA of Ylistrum balloti, 832 nucleotides long. RefSeq lists its product as uncharacterized. The coding region runs from base 47 to 832 and encodes 261 amino acids. Lineage: Eukaryota; Metazoa; Mollusca; Bivalvia; Pectinida; Pectinidae. The transcript is spliced from 6 exons. The record is from RefSeq and is a predicted model, not a curated record.
CCUUGACACAGAUGAUAGCGACUUGGACGGCGCACCUGCUUCUGCCAUGCCAUCAGAUGACCCCAGUAAUUUACACGCCGUAGCGUCAGAACUAUCGUCAAUGGAGCCGAUUCCUGCUACAGAAAUCACUUCAGCAAAUACGGAAAUAGAUGACACGCCACUGGGUUACCGGUCACUGGUUAAAGCACCAACACUUGAAAGAUCAGUUGAGGAGGCUCGGAAACAGUACAUGAUUUUGAAACAAAAAGCCAAGGAUAAAUUGGAUUCCAUCCGAUCGUCCAAACCUUCUGAUGACAACAAGCCGAUGUCACCAAUACAUGCACCACCAGAGCAUCCGAACUUUUUUUCAAGCUCAGGAACAUACAUGUCCCAAUCCGACAAGAUUUUGGAGUCUAACAAGGGUGUGGAAGGACUAGAUAUGGACGACAGUGACCCAGACACCGAUAGAAGGUAUGAUGUUACAACAAAGUAUGGAAAUGGGAAAAAUCAAUCUCCGGAUGGCAAAGGAGGACAAUUCAAUCAAGCCCAAAGGAAUAAACAUCACUUUCAUGGGCCACGUGUCUCCGCCACUCGAGGGGAAACAGCCAAUAAAGCUAAGGCACAUUAUGUACAAGCACUUUCGAGAACAGAUCCUGACCUUGGACGAUAUGAAAGAGAAAAAACUUUGUUAGAAAUCGUUAAACUUGGAGAAGAGAUCCAGUACUACAAAGGGAGACAACGUUUGCUUGAAGACGAAAAGGAGAUAUUUAAGCUUAAAAGGGAAAAAUCGAGAAUAGAGAUCGAGAUCCUAGAAAAACGGUUGCUGGGUCACAUCAAACAAUUCCGCUUAUGA